Messenger RNA from Melospiza melodia melodia, 1183 nucleotides. Its product is annotated as proto-oncogene Mas-like. The record is from RefSeq and is a predicted model, not a curated record. Gene Ontology annotation, molecular function: G protein-coupled receptor activity. Bases 122 to 1078 code for a protein of 318 amino acids. Lineage: Eukaryota; Metazoa; Chordata; Aves; Passeriformes; Passerellidae. The transcript is spliced from 2 exons. Gene Ontology annotation, cellular component: membrane. Gene Ontology annotation, biological process: G protein-coupled receptor signaling pathway.
AGCACUGCAGCAUGACACAAGGACUCGAGCUGCCCCCCAUAUCACACCAUCCAGGGGACAACAUUGCCAGGCACAGGCGCUGAAAUUCCCAGGAACGCAAAAAAGGUCCGAAUCACCCAUCAUGAGACCCUCAACCACACCAAUGGUCCUUCCAACCACAGCCAUCCAUGCUCCUGGGACCAACCACAGCGGGGCUGUGGGACAACCCCAGCCAUCCUACACUGUCCUCAAGUUCAUGGAGAGCUUCUGCCUGCUGAGUGCUGCCUGUGGGAUGGUGGGGAACAGCCUGGUCCUGUGGUACCUGGGCUUCCGCAUCCGCAGGAACCACUUCACCGUCUACAUCCUGAACCUGGCGGCUGCCGACUUCGGGUACCUGCUGUGCAUCGCCGUGGAGACCGUGCAGUACCUGAUGCAGUUCAACGUGGGGGUGCAGUUUGGGAUCUUCCUCUUCCUGGAUCUCUUCAUGUAUGGCACAGGCCUGUACCUGCUGACGGCCAUCAGCAUUGAGCGCUGCCUGUCCGUGCUGUCCCCCAUCUGGUGCCGGACACACCGCCCGAAGCACCUGUCUGCCGUGGUGUCUGGCCUGCUCUGGGCCCUGUCCCUGCUCCUGAACACUCUGGGAUAUGUCCUGUGCACCGUUCGCCCCUCUCCCAGGGCCUGCCAGCGCCUGCUCAUCGCCAUCGGAGCCUUGGAUUUCCUCGUCUGCGCACCCCUCAUGCUGCUCUUCAGCCUCACCCUCUUCCUGCGGGUCAAGUGCAGCUCCCAGCCCUUCCAAACAGGCCGGCUCUUCACUGUCAUCAUGCUCACCAUCCUCUUCUUCCUCAUUUUUGCCGUGCCCCUCAGUGUCCUCAUCCUCCUGGACUUCCUGGGCCUCAAGUUCCUGUAUUCCCCAGAGAUUGGCUUUGUGCUGUCCUGCGUCAACAGCACACUCAACCCCAUCAUUUACUUCCUGGUGGGAAGCUACAGGGAUCGGAAAUUCCGGCUCACCCUCAGGUUGGCAUUCCAGAGGGCCUUCCAAGACUCAGCGGAUGACAGAGACGAGCGGGAAACGCGGGACACGAUAACCAUGUCCUCCUAAAAUCCUGCCUGGAAUGUCUUGGCAGAACUGAAGGACUCUGAGGUACUGGGGAAGGUUCAUCUCACCUGACCCUCAGUACCCUCUUUGUAGACAUUUUAGGUCAUA